This is a messenger RNA of Haemorhous mexicanus (house finch), 4126 nucleotides long. It is a transcript of the gene SCMH1, whose product is annotated as Scm polycomb group protein homolog 1. Gene Ontology annotation, biological process: regulation of DNA-templated transcription. The transcript is spliced from 16 exons. Lineage: Eukaryota; Metazoa; Chordata; Aves; Passeriformes; Fringillidae. Bases 319 to 2403 code for a protein of 694 amino acids. Gene Ontology annotation, molecular function: protein binding. Gene Ontology annotation, cellular component: nucleus. The record is from RefSeq and is a predicted model, not a curated record.
CCGCCGGUCCCUCCUCCCCGAUCCCCCGCCGCUCCCCCUUCGCUCCUUCCCGUUCCCUCCCGUUCCCUCCCCGCCUCCCUGCGCAGCGCGAACAUGGCGGCGGCGGCGGCGGCGAGGGACUGAGCAGCGCCAGCGCUCGGCGGCCGCGCAGGUUUUGCUAUGCCGCAGUGUUUGUACUGACUCUGCUGUCUUGUAGGAGUGAUGGGGAACUAGAGCCCAUGACAGUUCAGUGGAGCCCUUGGCACUUUUGAUAUCUUGACAUCCUCAGUUCUGUAGGAGCAGCCCAGUCCCAGGAUAAGGACAGCAGCAGGUGGUAGAAUGCGGAAACCAGGCCCUCAGAAAGCCAUAGACUGGAAAGAUGGUAAAAAGCACAAGUACAGCCGCCCGUCCGAGUCUCCCUCCCAGUACCAAGGUCACUUCACCUGGGAAAAGUACCUGAAAGAGACAUGUGCCAUCCCAGCUCCUGCCCAUUGUUUCAAGCAGUCCUACACUCCACCUGCAAACGAGUUCAAGAUCAGCAUGAAGCUGGAGGCCCAGGACCCCCGGAACACCACGUCCACGUGCAUCGCCACCGUGGUGGGGCUGACGGGCGCCCGCCUGCGCCUGCGCCUCGACGGCAGCGACAACAAGAACGACUUCUGGAGGCUGGUGGACUCUGCUGAGAUCCAGCCCAUUGGCAACUGUGAGAAGAAUGGAGGGAUGCUGCAGCCUCCUCUGGGCUUCCGGCUCAAUGCCUCCUCCUGGCCCAUGUUCCUUCUGAAGACUCUGAAUGGAGCAGAGAUGGCUCCUGUCCGGAUUUUUCACAAGGAACCACCAUCUCCUUCCCAAAACUUCUUCAAGACAGGUAUGAAGCUGGAGGCAGUGGACAGGAAGAACCCUCACUUCAUCUGCCCGGCCACCAUUGGGGAGGUGAGAGGUUCUGAGGUCCUGAUAACAUUUGAUGGCUGGAGAGGUGCCUUCGAUUACUGGUGCCGAUAUGAUUCCCGGGACAUCUUUCCCGUAGGCUGGUGUUCGCUGACUGGAGAUAAUCUGCAGCCCCCUGGUACAAAAGUUGUGAUUCCAAAGAGCCCUUUACCUGCCUCCGAAGUAAACUCGGAGAAACCUAGCAUGCACAGUAGCACAAAGACUGGUUUGGGGCAGCAACAAGGGCAAAGGCGUCGCAAAACAGGGAAGAAGCGUGGUCGAACGACCAAAACACUAAUCCACCACCCCAUGCCUACACCCUCCAAGUCAGUGGAGCCUUUGAAAUUCCCCAGAAAGAGAGGCCCCAAGCCUGGCAGUAAGAGGAAACCUAGGACAUUGCUGAACCCAGCACCCACCUCUCCAACAACCAGUACCCCAGAGCCAGACACAAGCACUGUGCCCCAGGACGCUGCUACAAUCCCCAGCUCUGCCAUGCAGGCUCCCACAGUUUGCAUUUACUUGAACAAGAACGGCAGCACUGGGCCCCACCUAGACAAGAAGAAAGUUCAGCAGCUGCCAGACCAUUUUGGACCAGCUCGAGCUUCUGUUGUCCUGCAGCAAGCAGUACAGGCCUGCAUUGAUUGUGCUUAUCAUCAGAAAACAGUCUUCUCCUUCUUAAAACAAGGCCACGGGGGAGAGGUCAUCUCAGCUGUGUUUGAUCGGGAACAGCACACUCUGAACCUGCCAGCAGUAAACAGUAUCACCUACGUCCUCCGCUUCCUGGAGAAGCUGUGCCACAAUCUGCGCAGUGACAACCUCUUUGGGAACCAGCCUUUCACUCAGAACAGCCACAUGCAGCGCUCACACGAGUACGACCACGACAGGUAUCUACCAGACAGAAGCAGUUCCUUAGACGGCUCUCUGCAGGGACCAGGCCGGGGUACAAAGCGCUUUUCCCAAGAUCCCCCUCCAUACAGUGCUCCUCUCUCCCCCAAGUUACCAAAGAAUGACCGUCACCCUUUGGAAGGUGAAACCUUUGUCCUGGGAGAUGGCCUCCCAGGGCCCUUAGAGCCUCGCCUGGACCCCAUGGACUCUGCCUUGAACUCUGUCAAUUCAUCCAGCCACAGCAGGAGCUCCAGAGACUUUCGCCUGCCAGGAUACAGGCACCUGCAGCAGCCCUCUAGCCUCAGCCAGGGCAGCAGCUCUGCCCUGCGCAGGCUUAGCUCUGGGGGCUCUGACAGGUACCUGGGCACCCGGGACAGCUCCCGGCUCAGCAGCCGCGACCCCUCGGCCUGGACGGUGGAGGAGGUGAUGCAGUUCAUCCGCGAGUCAGACCCGCAGCUGGGCCCCCACGCUGACCUCUUCCGGAAACACGAGAUCGACGGGAAAGCCCUGCUCCUGCUGCGCAGCGACAUGAUGAUGAAGUACAUGGGGCUGAAGCUGGGGCCCGCCCUGAAGCUCACUUACCACAUCGACAAGCUAAAGCAAGGCAAGUUCUGAGAGGACUCCUGGCAGGACGGAUCCUGGAAGCUCUGCCCCGGCCGCCCCACCCGCGCUCACCUGCCGCAGGUUCGCAUGCACACACCCCUUCCGCCGCAGCAGACAGACAGACCGACGGACACUCCCGACGCCGGCCGGGCCCUCGGGGCCCCGCCCGCCCCCGACAGCGCUCAGGAGGAGCCCGGCACAGCUGGGCUCUGCACCAGACUCGAGCUGUGGGCGUUGGAGCAGAGGAUCUCUUCCCUGCUGCCCAGCCAGCACUUCUCCAUGAGCACAGUCCUGCUUCCCUGGGAUGGAGCAGCUCCAGCAGUGCCCCUGGGCACCUCGUGUUUGCCUCAGCUCCUCCCUGGGCCUGCUGGGGCAGCCCCUGGGCACUGAGCCUGCCCAGCCUCAAGGGGCUCGGUGCCCCCAGCCUGCCCUCAGCGAGCACAGAGCCUUGACCAGCCAGCCCUGCCUCCAAACUGCAGCACACUCACCCAGCCCUGCCUGCCCCCAGCCCCUGACCUGGCUCCAGCUGGGCACACUGGGCUGGGGGUGCAGGCCUUCAUAUUUAUUCCAGACUGGGGAGGCCGUGUGGGAGCAUGGAGAGAGCUGGGAGAGCUGAGGAGCAGGGCUGGGCCUGGCGUGCCCCUGGCACAGAUGGGCCUGGGCUGGUGUUGGAGGCUGCCUGGAUGCUGCAGGACUCAGCUGAUCCUUCUCGCCUUUUUUUUAUGUUUUUUUUUAAUUUGGAAUUUUUUUUUUUUUUUUACUAAGGCGUUGUCUGUUUCAAACGAUGAGAUGAUUUUUCUACCUGUGUUGAACUCGCAGCUCUUGGUGGUUUUUAGCCAGAGCUGCUAAGGUUUGUCUUCCCAGGGGCACUGCUGCUCCUCUAGAGUUUUGGUCUGUCCCAGCUCAGCGUGUGUGAGGGUUUUGGGUCUGGCCAGAGCAUCCCAGGGUGGUGACCUGUCCUGGCAUCGCUCAGAAGAGGGCUUUGUGAGGGCAUUGCCCUUCCAGAGGCACCUGUAGGUCUCAGGCAGUUUAAUGUAUUUAUUUUUGAUGGCACUUGAGUGCUUCCCAUGGUCCCAGACAGGUUUCUGCAGCUGCACGAGGAGUAUCAGAGUGGAGCCACCAGCUGUGCCACCGCAGUGUGCCCUGGGCAGCAGCUGCCAGCUCGGGGCUGCCCAGAGCCUGGAGCAUCACCGGCACCAGGCUGGCCUGAGCUGGGGCAGGGCUGACAGAGCACAGCCGGCAGGACAGGGCUGUGGGGCCAACACAGGCUGUGCCCUGUGUGUGCCCACACACACCUCAGCACGCUUCCUCUGCAGUGACCAAAGGGCUGGGGCAGAAUCUCCACUCCGAGCACUUCCCUGUCCCGUCCCCAGCUCAGCCUCUGCACCCGGAGCCGCAGCUCCCACCCUCCCUGCAGCCUCGAGGGCCUGGCCAGCAGCAGCGUGGGCCCCUGUGGUGACCGACCCUCCAGGCUCUUGCACUGAGUCAGGUUUACCCCUAAGGGGCAAAGUUGCAAAAAAAAGAAAAUAAAAAAAUACCCCAACCCCCAAAGGAAUAGAAAGGCAAAAAGGCUUUUGUCCUGCAGCCCCCGCCCGGGGCCGGGGCUGCUGACGGGGCCCUCGCUGUGACCCGGCCCCGGCCCCGCCGCAGCCAGGCCCGGCGGGGCAGCCCGUGCUUUCCUCUGCACUUAUUUUACGUUGAUUUGUUUCUAAAUAAAAGAUACCAAGUUGCUCCC